GCCUCUGGCAGUCGCAACGUGCUAGGAGUGAGGAGAGCGCCGGGACAUCCGGACCCCAGGAGUCCACCUGUGCAGGAUCCUGUGGGCACUGAAAUCCAACGUACCCAUGCUUAUUUCCUGUAAUGGACAAACUUGAUGCUAAUGUGAGUUCCAACAAGGGUUUUGGGUCAGUGGAGAAGGUUGUGCUGCUCACAUUUCUCUCAGCGAUUAUCCUGAUGGCCAUCCUGGGCAACCUGCUGGUUAUGGUGGCUGUAUGCAGGGACAGACAGCUCAGGAAAAUAAAAACCAAUUAUUUCAUUGUAUCUCUUGCCUUUGCCGAUCUGCUGGUUUCGGUGUUGGUGAUGCCCUUUGGUGCCAUUGAGCUGGUUCAAGACAUCUGGAUUUAUGGGGAGAUGUUUUGUCUGGUCCGGACCUCUCUGGAUGUCCUGCUCACCACAGCAUCAAUUUUUCACCUGUGCUGCAUUUCACUGGAUAGGUACUAUGCCAUCUGCUGCCAACCUCUGGUUUACAGAAACAAGAUGACCCCUCUACGCAUCGCGUUGAUGCUCGGUGGCUGCUGGGUCCUCCCCAUGUUCAUCUCUUUUCUCCCCAUAAUGCAAGGCUGGAACAACAUUGGUAUAGUUGACUUGAUAGAGAAAAGGAAGUCCAACCACAGCUCUAACUCAACAUACUGCAUCUUCAUGGUCAACAAACCCUAUGCCAUCACCUGCUCCGUGGUGGCCUUCUACAUUCCGUUUCUCCUCAUGGUGCUGGCCUAUUACCGCAUCUAUGUCACCGCAAAAGAGCAUGCCCACCAGAUCCAAUUGUUACAACGAGCUGGAGCUCCCUCUGAAGGCAGGCCCCAGCCAGCAGACCAGCACAGUACCCAUCGCAUGAAGACAGAAACCAAGGCAGCCAAAACAUUGUGCAUCAUCAUGGGCUGCUUCUGUCUCUGCUGGGCUCCCUUCUUCGUCACAAAUGUUGUGGAUCCUUUCAUAGACUACAGCGUCCCUGGACAGGUGUGGACUGCUUUCCUUUGGCUUGGCUAUAUCAAUUCGGGGUUGAACCCGUUUCUCUAUGCCUUCUUGAAUAAAUCUUUUAGACGUGCCUUUCUCAUCAUCCUCUGCUGUGAUGAUGAACGCUACAGAAGGCCUUCCAUUCUGGGCCAGACAGUCCCCUGUUCAACCACAACCAUUAAUGGAUCCACACAUGUGCUGAGGGAUGCAGUGGAAUGUGGUGGCCAAUGGGAGAGUCAGUGCCACCCUACAGCAACUUCUCCUUUGGUGGCUGCUCAGUCCAGUGACACUUAGGCCCCUGGGACAGUGACCCAGAAGACAGCUGUGGCUCCAAUCGAGACCAGGUCCUAAGCUGCUGCUUGUGCAUGACUGCACGGGGCACUCUCUACAACCAAGGCCUUCCAACAGCAUACAGUAACACUGGGCUUUCCUCUGGGAUUCCAGCAGCUGGCAUUUGAGGGAGUCAGGGGACAGAGGGCCUCCUAAUUCCCUUUUGCUUGCCAGAGUUUCUUCUUCCUGGAGUCUGUAGUCUUGCUUGAACAUCUCUAGUGUUCCUGGCAUACACAUCUCCUUGCUGUUCACAGUCUGUCUUGCAAGCAUUCACUGUGCUAGAUUCUCAGUUUCCAAAUACGCCUUCUUUGCCGUGUCCUCUCACAGAUAUUGUCAAAGCACAUACUCUGCAUGCCUGUGUUGGUCACAUUUCUUGCUUGGUCACAUCUGCCACAGCUGUGUUCAAACAACCACAGUCCUUUCUUUUUUCUGUUCUGGGCACUUAUACACCCCACCUCACCCCCAUGUGUCUGGGUGCAAGCAUGCAUCCUCUUAGCCAGCCCUGUGUCAGUCACAGACCUCCGCUUGCCCUUUCUUGUGUCAGUGUUCUGUUGAGGGCCAGCUCUCUUCAUUUGCCAUGGAGGACAUGGAAGACAGGCUUGUCAGUGAGAAAUGAUCUCCGCAGCAACCUUGGAGGGAAGCUGAACACAGCUUCCCCUAGUACCAGGACCAGGCCCUGUCUUGUCUGAGGUGUUUACUUUCCUGUCAGCUAGGAUGAGACAUUUAAAGAACCUUAGGCAAGGCUGGCAGUAUUGUGGGUGUUAAGAGAUGCUGAAAUCUUUUCCAAGAGCAUGUGGUGAAACCCACAGUACCAAUUCAAAGCUUUCCAAUUUGACUUUGCUGCUCACCAUGGAAAGAACUGAUGGAACACAAUACUGUGUGUGUGACCAUCUCACUCGUGGUCUCCCUUAGGUGGAAAGUGCAGAGCCCAGGAGUGCUGGGAGUGGGAAACAUGUCUGACUCCAAGUCAGAGGACCUAGAUGUCGGUCCUGGCUCUCUAUGAUCCUAAAGUGGCUGGAAUACCUUGAGCAAUGUCCGUCCGUCUCUGAAACUUGCUUUCUAUGUUUGCCAACUGAAGCUUGGAGUGUGUGUCUUGGGGCAGGGGAGGCGUCUUUAAGAUUUCUUUCCGUUACUAGGACAACACAAUGCUGCCAUAGUCAGCCCUCUGCUACCUCAAAAAGCCUUUUGACUUAAUUUCAAAGGAACUUCAUUCCUAAUUUGGGCCUUCCAAAUGCCUCAGCUGGUCAGCCCUGCCCUUCCAGUUAAUUAACCUGAUGUCUUUCGCUCAAAGCUGAUAGUCCCAGCAAUUCCAGAUCAAAGGUCCCAGAGAGGAAAGCACCACUUCCCAGAGCCAGGUGAGGUUUCAUCUUUCAUCUUGGCUAUGGUUUGAUACGUCUCAGGGUUAAUUACCAGAUUCUUUUCUGGAGCUGCUCAUGAAGUAUCACUUCCAUUCCUGUUUAUGUUGACUUUAGUUCUGAAAUUGAACUUGAUAGGAAAGAGACUGUGGCAUGAGGAAGAAGGACUACCACGACCAUCCAUUGCCAAAAAGAAUUCUCUGUCAUGUGAAGGUUAUUUUUCCUGGACACAAAGUCUUUCUUUAGCAAAGGGAAGUAGGCUCUGAAAGAGAACUCCCGGAAGCUGCUGAGAAGUAUUGCUCAGUGCUGAAAUGAUUCUUGUGAAGACUGAUCUGCUAGAGUUCUGACUAGGCAUCCAUUCUUGUCAAACAUGAAGGGAAUUGAAGUUCUGACUUGCAUACUGACUCUGUGGCUGGGUUUUCAAGUCCUUGCUCCCUUGUUGUCACUAGACUCGGCAUCCAUUUGGAAGUAAGCACCAUUUUAAUGGUGGUUCUUUUCUAAUACAAAGAAAGAAGCAGCAAGCUACCAGGACCCAUAGAUCUGGACCUGGUGAUGAGAGUCAACCUGCUUUGGCUGCCCAUGCACUCAUCACCUCCGUGAGCAUGUCGAUAAGAAAGUGGCAUGUGCACUAAGUCAAUGGCCGACUUACUGAGUGGAUAGAACCGAAAGUUGAACGUCUCUGACCUCAGAAUCUCUUUUGCUUACUUCAUAUAAGCUGCUUCGGAGAUAAAUAACGUUUAUGGAGACAUUCUGUAAAUCAUAAAAUGAUAUUCUAUAUGUUUAUUAUUUUUAUGGAUGUUUUGAAUUACUGUAAGCAUGCCUGCGCCCUCAAGGGCUAAGGAUGUAUUCGCUAAGAGAUGAGAUCAGUUUAGAGCAUGAGGUUUCUGUGUUGGAAACCAAACUGAAGGCAGCCGUGGGGUAUCAGCUCCUCCAAAACUGCCAGUCCUCAUUUGGUGACUCCACAUUGCUCAACACGUGGAUUUAGUAUCACACUCUCAUUUAAAAGAACUGUGUCAUUCUCAAAGUAAAAGGGUGAACAGAGAAAGAUGGAGGCUAAUUUUGGUAAAAAUUAGCCCUAUUUUACAAACAACUUUGCAGUAACAUGAACUAAGUUCCUAUGCCUGUUUUCCAUGUUAAAAUGUAUUUGGAGAAAAAAGUCCUUGGCUGUAAAAUGAAUUCCCACCAAACACAUAUAAUUCUAUUAAAAUCAAAUGUGGACCAGACUGUGAAUUAUUCUCUGAUAAGAUUGUUACAUAAAGAGUCUACAAAGCUACUGAACCGAAUAACUUUUGACGUUUCCUGGUCUGAAAGUCAUGUAAGUGGCUAUUGAUAAUGGCAUAAGGUUAUUUUAUCUAAUACCUUUAUUUUUGUUUACAUUUUUUGAAGAAGAGCUACAAAUGGGGCCACUUGUGUAGUUUAUAAUGCUGAGCCCCCUUGUGUAAUCAGUAUAUUAAGUGUAUGUAUUCAGAACUCUAAGUUUAACUUUUAUAAUUUUAGAGGAUGACAUUUUGAUGAUGUGUUUUAUGAGAUUGCUGGUUAUUGGUUGAAGGUGUUUAAGGUAUUCAGAUCCCUGAUUGUAACCUUGUUUCCACGAAAGCAUCAUUAGUUUCAUGAUAAGUACUUUGUGAUGCAAUUUCUAGGAAUAUGUUUUUGGAAAAAUGGGGUUUUAUUGAUUAAUUCUAAUUAUUGAUGAAUAUUGACACAUAUGUUUAUAUGAA
Molecule: messenger RNA, 4398 nt
Organism: Nannospalax galili (Upper Galilee mountains blind mole rat)
Lineage: Eukaryota; Metazoa; Chordata; Mammalia; Rodentia; Spalacidae
Gene: Htr4
Product: 5-hydroxytryptamine receptor 4
Exons: 7
Coding region: 123-1289 (388 amino acids)
Biological process (GO): chemical synaptic transmission; adenylate cyclase-activating adrenergic receptor signaling pathway; regulation of appetite
Cellular component (GO): plasma membrane
Molecular function (GO): G protein-coupled serotonin receptor activity
Source: RefSeq, a predicted model, not a curated record